UCGAUGCAACGCAAGUACAACCAGUUCGCAAAUAUUACUAUUACUAUUAUUAUUAUUAUUUUCGGUCAGCUCUUCGCACGCGCGCGCGAGUGUGUGCGUGUUGUUUGUGUGCAGUGCGCGCGCGGUCGCGUGUGUGUCUAUAUAUUGUCUGCGCCCAUUAAUAGUCAUAGAUAGUAAUAAUAGGUACGUCGCCGUUGAUAAUAUUAUCUCAAAUUUUAUCGAACGAUAUUCAAUUUUAUUUUACCUAACCUAACCGUAGUCGUCGUUGCAAGUGCCCACAGUGCGUCUCCCGGUAAGGUGUCCCGUUUAUUUUGGCAUACUGCUCGCCGCACCGUCCGCGUUCCUACGGCCCGGCGAUUUUUCAAUUUAUUUUCUUAUUUUUUGAUAAUUCAAUUUUCUAACCACCGGCCGAUUAUCGAAAACCGCGGCGGCGGUGUCGGCGGUUGCGUUGGCCUACGAUUUUUGGCAGCCCAUGGUGACGACCGUCGUACGACCGACCGACCGACGCGUGUCGUAAAGCGCACCUCCGACCGACCGACCGACCGAUCACCAUCACGACGGCGGCAGUCGCGUGUCCCCGUGCCAUGACCUGCCAGUUCCCGGUCCGGCCUCAUCCACUACCGUUGCAGGGCGGGACAGUGUCGACCGAAGCCCACCGCGUGAUGGGCGACCUGCAGCAUUUCUGUCUGCGCUGGAACAACUACCAGAACAGCAUCACCACAGCGUUCGAGAAUCUGAGGGACGACGAGGACUUCAUCGACGUGACGCUGGCAUGCGACGGCAAGAGUCUGAAAGCCCACCGGGUUGUUCUGUCCGCGUGCAGCCCAUAUUUUCGGGAACUGUUGAAAAGUACGCCGUGCAAACACCCCGUGAUCGUGUUGCAAGACGUCGUUUUCGAUGACUUGCAAGCGCUGGUUGAGUUCAUCUACCACGGCGAGGUAAACGUCCACCAGAGGAACCUGAGCUCGUUCCUGAAGACUGCCGAAGUUCUCAGGGUCAGCGGUCUCACGCAACCGUCCGAUUCCACUACCGCCAACGACCAUUCCGCGAGGCAGUCUUCCGAGACACCACCCGCGGAAAACUCGUUCCUCCAGUCGUUCGCUGCACAAGCAUCCGAAGACAGAGUGUCUCCACAGGUCAGACAGAGGAAAGGUUUUCCUCAACAAUCGCCGUCGUCCAUACCUUCACCUCGGUCAAAGGAAAACUCUCCAAUACCGUUAAAACGCAACAACAAGACUUCGUCGAACCCGGCCUCGGGCGGCGGUGGCGGCGGCGCCAUGCCAACCGGCGGCGGAGGCAUGGACCUGUCCGAGAGGACGUCUCAACACAGUCCCAGCUCGGCGGGCAGCCGGCCCAACUGCAUCGACGACGACGACGCGGGCGAACGUUCGGACGGUGGCAUCGGCGGAGUGGCCGGGAGUAACGGCCACAGCAACGGACAUCAACCGCACCACCUCCAGCACCAGCAGCAGCAACAGCUCCACGACGAACCACCGAUGGACUAUUCGCGGACGCACCAACACCACCAACAGCAGCAACAGACACAGCCCCCAGCCAACGCCCUGCAACAACUGCAAGACACGGCGCAGAACCUGAUGAUGUCUCGCCGGUCACCCGCCGAGGUCAAGACCGAGCCGAUGGACACCGCGUCCGCGGCUGCCGUCAACAGCGGCAGCGCGUAUGCGGACGAUAGCAACGACUCGGCGGCUGACUUUACGGGCGUCCAUCCGGCCAUCGGCAUGUCCGAACCCGACGACACGUCCUACCAGAGCCACCACUCGUACCUGGAUAGCAAGUUCUUCGCGGCCGCUGGCGCCUCGUUCAACUUCAGCAUGGCCGCCGCCAUGGCCGCGGACUCGUUAGCGGGUCUCAACAAUCACAACCAUACCAACGUGAUGGAGGCUCUAGGAGGCUCCAGCUCUCAAGACUGGUCAGAGGCUGGUGGCGGAGGAGUUGGCGGCGGGGGCGCGGAGACGCUGUCCUGUUUCGUAUGCGGCAAGCGCCUGAGCACCAGGUUGACGUUGAAGCGGCACAUCGAACAACAGCACAACCAGCCUCUGCACUCGGCCGUCUGCAACGUGUGCAACAAAGUGUUCCGCACGCUCAACAGUCUCAACAACCACAAGAGCAUUUACCACCGGAAACCCAAAGCGUACAAGUCGGCGGGCGGGGGCGGUAAUGCGGGGGCGGGGGCGGCGUCGGUGGCGGCGGCGGUAGCGGCUUUGACGGCGGCCACGACCGCCCCGACGACGACUACUACUUCCGCGGCGGCGGUCACGUCGUCGUCCGCGUCGCCGGACGGUAACGGCGGCGUGUCCGGAUGUGCCAACGCCGCCGCCGCCGAUGCCGCCGCCGCCGCCUCGUCCGUGAAAAACUUACCGCCACUGACCAUGUGGUACAACAACAACAUAAACAACAACAACAACAACAACAGUAACUGACACAAGCUGCAGCGGAGCGCCUGAACGGGCUCCGACGUCGUCUUCGUCGUCCGAACGACGCGUCGGCCG
Molecule: messenger RNA, 2510 nt
Organism: Myzus persicae (green peach aphid)
Lineage: Eukaryota; Metazoa; Arthropoda; Insecta; Hemiptera; Aphididae
Product: broad-complex core protein-like
Exons: 7
Coding region: 585-2441 (618 amino acids)
Biological process (GO): regulation of transcription by RNA polymerase II
Cellular component (GO): nucleus
Molecular function (GO): protein binding
Source: RefSeq, a predicted model, not a curated record